Messenger RNA from Spodoptera exigua (beet armyworm), 2543 nucleotides. Lineage: Eukaryota; Metazoa; Arthropoda; Insecta; Lepidoptera; Noctuidae. The record is from the annotation of a GenBank genome assembly.
AAAAUAGGGGUCAUAGAGUAAGUAGACUGCAGAGCGGCGCAGUGCGGGUGGAGUAGACGCAUCCGUUGUAGUAGGCAGGGCUAACACGAGGUCUCGGUAAACGAGGCCUCAUUAUAGUACCGCAAGGAUUGAAACAGUGUAUGAUGCCCGAUCAGUUUGGCAGGUUGAGUGCGCAUGUGUGCAGAGUCACGUCGUGGGUGAACAAAGAGACGAUUGUAAGUCCAUCGAUUUAUUUUGAAAAAAUUAAUUCCUCAAAAAGCACAUCAUACUUAUUUGGACAACAGAACAUGAUUAUGUUACGGCUUAACACAACAAUACUAGAGCAACUAACUACGAUACAUACUUAUAUACAAGGUGGCGCCUGAGCACACUCAUAAAAUCUUAUAAAAUUAACAAUAAAUAGAUAAACUAUCGCACGGAAGACUGACUGGCUUACUGACAGCGGGAGAUCGACCAAUAGUCGCGGAUGUAUGUCGCCUCAUUAUUUAUUUACAUUGAUUAGUUACUGACGGAGUCGGGCGAUAGCGAAACCACUGUAGUAGGGCUGUUUCACUCCCGGACAAUCGGAAUAAUACAUUGUGAACGGAACGUGCGGCUAGACCUUUACAACGGAGCACUUAGGAAUACCAAACCGAUUUCUCCAAAAUGAAAUCUCUUCAAACUUUACAUUUUCGCGGAAAAUAUAGUCAUUUAAAAGAUUAUUUUUAAUAAACUUGUUUAAAAAUAUUUUGGAUAUAUUAUGUACACUCUGUGUGCAACAGUCUUUGGUUGUAGAGAUGGCUGUAGCCAUUGUAUUAAUCUCUCAUCACAAUUUACGAUAUCUAGUAAUAUGUAUUGGAACGACGGCGCGCCGCCCGGCGCCCAGUCAGCGUCAAACUAUAGGGGCAUUCAGGCUAUUCAAAGCGUCAUAAAUAUCGACACACUAAAAUAAAUAAUGCUAUUUCAUGGCAUUAUGGGGCUAAGCAUUCAAAAUUUCUAAUUAUGUGGAACUCGUCACUUGUGGAAUAAGAUAGUAUGUAAUUUAUUUAAAAAGUUACUUUGUAUAAUUGAGCAACUUGAAUGUCCCUAAUAAUUGACGCUGGCUGGCACUGAGAGACACCGAUGCUAAUUGUUAUCCUACGCGAUAUAAAUGAUACGGACUAGGUAAACUGGUGUAAAAUUAUCCAAAAACUUGUUAUAAAAUGAUUUUCGGAAAUGAGUAACUAUAAAAUAGAAGCUCCAACGACGUCGACAAAAGCGCAGCCGCCGCGAGCUAGCACUACACACAUACACGAACACGUUGCCACGACACCUUAACCUUACCGAUAAACAUUCCCACGUAAUAAAACUUACAUUAUGCCGCCCGCUACGUAUCAACUAAUAAACACUUAACUACUCGACAUUGCGACUAGUCGGUCGCAGCACGAGUACACGAGUCCUCGGGCCCGCCGACAGUCGGGCUACAGGUCGGAGUCGCGGUCGGGCUGCGGCGCGGCGCCGUUGGAGACGCGCGCGGACGCGCGAGGUCGCGCGGCGCGCUGCAUGAGGGCGCGCGUGGCGUCGCGCAGACGCAGCAGCUCGUCCUGGAUGCGCGCCGUGAUGGCCGCGCGCGUCUCCUCCUCGCUCGCGUUGGCGCUGCGCAACUUCUCCAACAGGUGGUGUAUCUGGAUGGGCUCGCCCACGUUGAGGAAGACCUGCUUCCGGAACUUGAGCAGAUAGGGCUCGGUGUUGGGUAGCACGGCGUCCAUACCCUCGUGCCAGACGGGCACGAUGAGCGGCGCGGCGCUGCAGUCGGCCACGAGGCGGCCCACGCCCCACUUGAAGCGAAUGUGCUCCUUGUUCACGUUGACGCGGCCCUCGGGGAAGAUGUGCACCCACUCGCCCCGCGACAGCCGCUCCACGCAGAAGUCCAUCGCCGGCUGGUGCACGCCGGCGCCGCGCACGACGGGCACGCACUUGCCGAGCGCGAAGAAGCACGAGUGCAGCGCGUUGGUGAAGCAGAUGUCGUGCGCCGCCAGCGACCAGCGCAUGCGCGCCGGACGCGUCAGGCUCGCCAGGUCCAGCACGCCCCAGAGGCCGGGGUCGUCGAAGCAGGAGUGGUGGUUGGAGACCGUGAGCAGGGGCUGGCCGCGCGGGCGGCGCACCGCGGCCGCCAGCGUCUCGCGGUUGUACACCGUAGUCUUGUUCAGGAACUCUAAAAUAAUUUUACUAAAUAAACCGACGACAGCAACAGUGAUAGAGCUCGCGCAGUUCCAUAGCCUUCCUGGAUUCCGCAGGCGCGGUAUAAUCCAUCCAAUGUCGUAGCCCAUGGCCGGGCUGGAAGCGCACUACACAGUAAAACACUACAAUAACAUCAUUACUGUUAUUAAGUUUUUAAAGUUACACUCGCAAUCCAAUAUUCGUGCGACCUUUUGUGCGAAAUGUACGUAGGUAUGAAGUAUGAAUUAACUUGACUUGACUGAGUUAACUGACAGACAGACUGAGUGUUGCCAACCAUACGAUUUAAAUCGUAUUCAUACGCCCUUUUUGGUUGUGCGAUGUAAGAUCGAGUAAACGAAACGCAA